This is a messenger RNA of Brachypodium distachyon (stiff brome), 1092 nucleotides long. RefSeq names its product serine/threonine-protein kinase SAPK9. Lineage: Eukaryota; Viridiplantae; Streptophyta; Magnoliopsida; Poales; Poaceae. The coding region runs from base 1 to 1092 and encodes 363 amino acids. Gene Ontology annotation, biological process: protein phosphorylation; intracellular signal transduction. The transcript has 9 exons. The record is from RefSeq and is marked provisional. Gene Ontology annotation, cellular component: nucleus. Gene Ontology annotation, molecular function: ATP binding; protein serine/threonine kinase activity.
AUGGAAAUGGGGCCGACGGCGGCGGCGGGGCCGCUGAUGGAUGUGCCGGUAAUGCUCGACGGCGACCGGUACGAGCUGGUCCGCGACAUCGGGUCCGGCAACUUCGGCGUCGCCCGCCUCAUGCGCUGCCGCGCCUCCGGCGACCUCGUCGCCGUCAAGUACAUCGACCGCGGCGAGAAGAUUGAUGAGAACGUGCAGAGGGAAAUCAUCAACCACAGGUCCCUGCGGCACCCAAACAUCAUCCGGUUCAAGGAGGUUAUUCUGACGCCGACGCAUCUCGCGAUCGUCAUGGAGUACGCCUCUGGUGGGGAGCUCUUCCAGCGGAUCUGCAAUGCCGGCCGAUUCAGCGAGGACGAGGCCCGGUUCUUUUUCCAGCAGCUGAUAUCCGGAGUUAGCUACUGCCAUUCCAUGCAAGUAUGCCAUCGCGACUUAAAGCUCGAGAACACUCUGCUGGAUGGUAGCAAUGCUCCUCGACUGAAGAUAUGCGACUUCGGUUAUUCGAAGUCAUCAGUUCUUCAUUCACAACCAAAAUCAACUGUUGGAACUCCGGCAUAUAUUGCUCCUGAAGUUUUGCUGAAGAAAGAAUAUGAUGGCAAGAUUGCUGAUGUGUGGUCAUGUGGUGUAACCCUUUACGUGAUGUUGGUUGGUGCUUACCCUUUCGAGGAUCCAGAAGAUCCUAAGAAUUUCAAAAUGACAAUUCAGAAAAUAUUGGGUGUUCAGUACUCGAUUCCGGACUAUGUUCACAUAUCUCUGGAGUGCAGAGACCUUAUCUCAAGGAUCUUUGUUGCUAACCCAGCUACAAGGAUCACAAUGCCUGAGAUAAAGAACCAUCCAUGGGUCCUGAAGAACCUCCCAGUUGACCUCAUGGAUGGUAGCACAGUGAGCAAUCAGUAUGAGGAGCCUGACCAGCCGAUACAGAACAUGAACGAGAUCAUGCAGAUACUGGCUGAGGCGACCAUACCAGCCGCUGGCACCCGUGGAAUCAACCAGUUCCUGACCGACAGCCUUGACCUUGAUGACGACAUGGAGGACCUGGACUCAGACCUUGAUCUCGACAUCGACAGCAGCGGAGAGAUAGUGUAUGCCAUGUAA